Molecule: messenger RNA, 1171 nt
Organism: Pterocles gutturalis (yellow-throated sandgrouse)
Lineage: Eukaryota; Metazoa; Chordata; Aves; Pterocliformes; Pteroclidae
Product: dynein heavy chain 10, axonemal-like
Exons: 7
Biological process (GO): microtubule-based movement
Cellular component (GO): dynein complex
Molecular function (GO): dynein light intermediate chain binding; dynein intermediate chain binding; minus-end-directed microtubule motor activity
Source: RefSeq, a predicted model, not a curated record
GUUGUGACAGAACCACCUAAUGGUCUGAAACUGAACAUGAGAGCCACCUACUUCAGAAUUCCCCAGGAAGCCUUAGAGCAGUGCCCACAUCCUGCCUUUAAAUCCUUAGUCUAUGUCUUGGCAUUUUUCCACGCUGUGGUUCAGGAGAGAAGGAAGUUUGGGAAGAUUGGCUGGAACGUACCAUAUGAUUUUAAUGAAUCUGAUUUCCAGGUCUGCAUGGAAAUUCUUAACACAUACUUGACAAAAGCUUUUGAACAAAAUGAUGAUAAAAUCCCCUGGAGCAGUCUGAAAUAUCUUAUUGGUGAGGUCAUGUAUGGUGGGCGUGCCAUUGAUAGCUUUGAUCGUCGCAUUCUGACCGUCUAUAUGGAUGAGUACCUUGGUGAUUUCAUCUUCGACACAUUCCAAAUGUUUCAUUUUUAUAAAAACGACAAGGUUGAUUAUAAAAUUCCAUAUGGGACUGUAAAGGAGGACUUUGUCGAGGCGAUAGAAUCUCUGCCACUCGCUAACACUCCAGAGGUGUUUGGUCUCCAUGCAAACGCUGAGAUCGGGUACUACACGCAGGCAGUUCGCAGUAUGUGGUCUGACCUCCUCGAGCUGCAGCCUCAGACAGGUGAAACUGGUAUGGGCAUUAGUCGAGAUGAAUAUAUUGGAAAUGUUGCUAAGGAUAUAGGAGACAAAAUACCACAAGUAUUUGAUCUUGAUGAGAUACGGAAAAGUUUGGGACGAGGCAUAUCCCCUACGGGUGUGGUGCUGUUACAGGAACUGGAACGUUUCAAUAAGCUGAUCGUUCGAAUGGCAAAGUCAUUGGCUGAACUGCAACGGGCCUUGGCUGGGGAAGUUGGAAUGAGCAGUGAACUGGACGAUGUGGCGCAGGCGCUCUUUAACGGACAGAUUCCUGCAAUCUGGCGGCGGCUAGCCCCCGAUACCCUCAAAACACUUGGAAAUUGGAUUAUUUUCUUUAGAGCUCGGUAUGACCAGUACACCAGCUGGGUUAACGAGGGUGAACCCAAGGUGCUGUGGCUCUCCGGCCUGCACAUCCCUGAAUCCUACCUGACUGCCCUCCUUCAAGCCACCUGCCGGAAAAACAAGUGGCCCCUGGAUCACUCCACCCUCUACACAGAGGUAACCACGUACAGGACUGAGGAAGACAUUGCUGAAGACUCCACUCAAG